Brassica napus (rape) is the source of this 2034-nucleotide messenger RNA. RefSeq lists its product as uncharacterized. Gene Ontology annotation, molecular function: zinc ion binding. The record is from RefSeq and is a predicted model, not a curated record. The transcript has 4 exons. NCBI's taxonomy places the organism in Eukaryota, Viridiplantae, Streptophyta, Magnoliopsida, Brassicales, Brassicaceae. The coding region runs from base 1 to 2034 and encodes 677 amino acids.
AUGUCUGUAGUACCUAUAAUCGGCGAAGGAGAGUUCGAAAUUGAUGAUGAAGAAGUUGAGCGAGAAGAGUUUGAACUCGACGAAUUGUUGGGAAAUUUCGUGAGUGAGCCGCCAAUUCAGCAUGACGUCUUGCCUGAGAGUGAUGAAGAUAAUGAGGAAGAAGAAGAUCCUGAAGCCCCACAGAGAAUGAGGACGCAUAUAUGCCGUGGUGAUGGGCAUUUGUACCGAGACCAGACAUUCUUCAAUGGUGUGGCUUUCAAAGACAGAGUCCUCGAUUAUGCUCUUAGGACUCGCUGCAAUAUCAGACAAUACAGGUAUGAUAAGGAUAAGCUUGGUUUCGAAUGUGCUGGUCAUGGUGAGAAUGAUGAAGCUUGUGGCUGGAAAAUUUAUGCUUCGAUCCUUCCGAGGGAUAAAAUUUGGAGAGUUAGGUUGUUUGUAGAUAACCACACAUGUGAGGUUAAUGGAGAGUGUGAGAUGGUGAAGGUCCCUGUGAUAGCUAGGUUGUUUGUGAACAAGAUCCGUGAAGAGCCGGCAUACUAUAUGCCUAUGAAGAUCGAGGAAUUGAUCAUGUUUGCACGCCUUAAAGAUUAUGCUGCCGAGAUAGUAGAAUCAAAUCCUGGUUCUUCUGUUGAAGUAGACACGUUCCAGAAUGAUGAAGGUCAAGAUGUCUUCAAUCGAAUCUAUAUUUGCUCUGACGCCCUCAGGAAUACUUGGAAGGAGAGUUGUAGGCCAUUGAUAGGACUUGAUGGUUGCUUCCUCAAAGAAAGAAUCAAGGGACAGUUAUUGGUUGCUUUAGGUAGAGAUGCAAACAAUGCAAUUUAUCCAAUAGCUUGGGCUGUUGUAAAGGUGGAAAAUAACGAGAAUUGGCAAUGGUUUAUGCAAAAACUGAAGGUUGAUUUGGAUCUAAAGGAUGGUGACAACUACAUUGCUGUCUCAGACCGUAGCCCGGGAUUGAUCAGACCUAUUAAGAUAGAGUUGCCUAAGAUGGAGCAUCGGAAGUGUGUAAGACACAUCUACGGGAAUUUGAAGAAGAAACAUGGCAACAAAAAACAGAUGAAGUCUUACAUAUGGAGUGUAGCAUGGAGCUACAAUGAAGCAAAGUAUCAGAAAAACUUGGACAGGUUAAGUUCCUACGAUACAUGUGUGUAUACAGAUGUUAUGGCUAAAAAUCCGAAGAGUUGGUGCCGAGCUUUCUUCAAGCUGGGAAAUUACUGCGAAGAUGUGGAGAACAACUCGACAGAGUCCUUUAACAGCUCCAUCAACAAGGCAAGAGAGAAGCCAUUUGUGCAUAUGCUCGAAACAAUAGCAAGACUUGCUAUGGUACGUAUAGCCACAAGAUCCAGAGAAUCUCAUGAACACCAAGGAAAAUGUACACCAUAUGUGCAGAGAGUUCUCGCUAAGGCUCUUGUUGAUAAGCCCCUUAAAGACGGAGCCAACAAAUGUGUUGUUAGAAGAAGCGUUAAAGGCUACUUUGACUCAAGAUUGAAUGGCCAAACUUAUCGUGUCCAUUUGGAGAAAAGAACUUGUUUGUGCAGGAAGUUCGACAUCACUGGAAUUCCAUGUAAGCAUGCAUAUGGUGUGAUGCUGAAGUUAAAGGUUGAUCCGUCAGACUAUGUUUGUGAGUGGUUUCGCACGGCUAAAUGGAGAAGAAACUACACAGAUGGAAUUGUUCCAGUCAGGGGUUCUAUGUUUUGGCCCAAAACAGAUGCUCCUGAUGUACAUGCUCCACCUGUAGAGGAUGAACAAGGGGAAGAAACAGAGGGAGAACGAGGGAAAGAAACAGGGAAGAAGAAGAAGAAGCUCACCAAAGCGGAUAAGACAAGGAAAAGAGGUGUGAAUGAGUCACCAACCAAGAAGCUACCAAAAGCCAAGAAAAUGACUAUGCAUUGUGGCAUUUGUGGUAAGGCUAAUCACAACUCGAGGUGGCAUGCAAAGCAGGGCAAGCAUGAUGAUUCGGUACCGGUAAGCACAUCUCAAACUGCAGGUGAAUCCUCACAAGGAACUCUCACUCAAGCUAGUGUUUCUCAAGCUUGA